GACAGGGGCAGAUCUGAGAGAAACAGAGAGAGAGACAGGGGCAGGUCUGAGAGAAACAGAGAGAGAGACAGACACUCUAGUACCAGACACCUGGAUAGGUAUAGAUGGUGGAAGACAGACAGAAAAAUACGCUCUAGUACUAGAGCCGGGGACAGAGGGUGGGACAGGAGCAGAUCUGAGAGAAACAGAACAUCUAGUACCAGAGACGGAUCAGAGAAAGACGGGGAUAAAGACAGAUCUGAGAGAGACAAGGACAGAGAGAGAUGGUGGGAGCGAGGCAAAGACUGGGAUGGGGACAAGGAAAGCUUCAUGGGGCUUUACCCAUACUCCAACGAUCCUACACACCCUCAUGCAUCUUUGAUGGCAACCUACUCUCAGUACAUGGCAUACCACAGCAGGCACUACGCCUUCCCUCCAGGGUGUAGCUUUCCCCCUGGUACCGUGCCCCCUGGUACCAUGCCCCCGAGUACCGUGCCCCCUGGUACCGUGUCACCUGGUACCAUGCCCCAUGGUACCAUGCCCCUCCUCCCUAACCCUCUUGGGUAUCCACUCUACCCUAACUGCCCACCUUAUUACUAUAAUGGCACUUCAGAAACCUUUUUCCAGGCAUACACCCAGGCCACUGGCAACCCCCAGUUCACAAACAUGGAUGUACAAGUGCAGGACCCAGACCCAUCCCUGAGCAUCCCUGAACAGGACAUAGAGACUGUGUGGCCCAGACUUGUCGAUCCCAGCAUAAACCAGGACUCAAAACCUGUUGGACUAAACCAUUUGAGAACAAAGAGGACUAUAAAGAGGAAACGCUAUACGUUUAAUUUGAGGCAUCGCAAACGUGCUUUUAAAGGUGUAUUGAGACAGCUUAAAGACACUCCUCAGGUGGCUGCCAAGGAGCCCCCCUCUGAGCCAGGUACCAAGAAAGAGCCAGAAGAAGAAGCAGUCAUAGAAGGGGAGAAACUGCAUUCUGUGGUCCCUCCGGUGGCUACAAAGGAUUCUGAGGCACCCUCUAGAACAGGACCCCAAAAUAGAAAAUGGAGAAAAGGGAAAACACUGGAAGAAAAAGGAGGUAUAUACAACCCAGGUUUAUCCAUCAAGGUAAACAGAACCUAUAUGACAAGGCGGAAACUGCCUUGUCAUACAGAACCAGAAGCAGAGGACAAAUCAUUGACAGAAUGGCAGAGACUGUUUGCAGACUCUGUGGCGAAAGUGGCUGCAACGGACCUAUUUGCCCUCUCUGAACCAGAGGCUGAGAUAAAGCCUGACGGGGAGACGGAGCAGAAAAUGACAGACGAAGAGAUGAAGGCGAAAUUAAAGAAAAAGCUUGGCGAGUUCAACCUGAAGAUGAAGAAGAAAUCAACACAUUUAAAAGAAGCCCCAACAGAAGCCCCAACAGAAGCCCCAACAUAAGCUGAAAGGGCAGCUGUUGUAGUGCGUCAUGAGCUCACCUCCCCCUCGAACCUGCUGCUGACCCAUCCAGACCCUGUGGACAUCCAUUGGCUAACAUCCUUCUUAUCUAAUGGCCAGUUUAUUAGGUUCUGGUCGGACUCUCCUUUGCCCGUUCCAUCUCAUCCCAAAGAUGCUCUAUUGGGUAUGAGGUCUAGGGACUGUGCAGGCCACUCAAGUAAACUGG
This is a messenger RNA of Coregonus clupeaformis (lake whitefish), 1627 nucleotides long. RefSeq lists its product as uncharacterized. The record is from RefSeq and is a predicted model, not a curated record. The coding region runs from base 310 to 1404 and encodes 364 amino acids. Lineage: Eukaryota; Metazoa; Chordata; Actinopteri; Salmoniformes; Salmonidae. The transcript has 3 exons.